Rhineura floridana is the source of this 4728-nucleotide messenger RNA. Its product is annotated as zinc finger protein 160-like. Gene Ontology annotation, molecular function: DNA-binding transcription repressor activity, RNA polymerase II-specific. The transcript has 5 exons. The record is from RefSeq and is a predicted model, not a curated record. Gene Ontology annotation, biological process: negative regulation of transcription by RNA polymerase II. Lineage: Eukaryota; Metazoa; Chordata; Lepidosauria; Squamata; Rhineuridae. Bases 1161 to 2843 code for a protein of 560 amino acids.
AGGGGAAAGGUUUGGUAGAGGGGGGAGCAUGGAAAUACCUCUGCUGCCCCUCAGUCCUCCAAAGGUGAUUGAGCUCCGGUUCCUAGAGAGUUCCUUGGUGUCAGCAGUGGAAUGCAAGCACCUGGAGACUAACCGGUGAGGACCACAGACCACUCCUUCUCGAACCACAGUGCAUCACAUCUAAGUGCAAAAGGGCCUCUGAUGCCCAAAUCUGACAUCAUCUUCUGGCUUGAAGAACAAGAAAAACUAUUGUGGCAUACCUGGAGGCCAUCCGAUGAAGCUGAAUGUUAGAAGAUUCAAGACAGAAGAAUGAAACUACACACAACAUAAUUAUGGAAUUUCGUCCCUCAAGAGGCAGUGACGGCCACCAACUUGGAAGGUUUUAAAAGAAGAUUAAGGCUGUAGUCCAGUACAUGUCUAUUCAGAAGUAAGCUCCGUUGGGUUCCUCCCAGUGAAUGGGCAGGAGAAGGAGAAUUAUUGAGAGCCAUCUGCACCGUCAUUGGGAACAAGCAAGUAGAACAUGGUGAAAUGAAUGUUUGGAAAUCAAAGGGAUUUAAAAGGCACAAGGGAAAUCAGCCUACGUUUGAGAGGAAGAAAUCUUCUACUCCUUAGGGUGAUGACAUCCACGAAAGCUUGAUCCAGCAGGAAGACCGGAAAGAAAACAGAAGGGAAAAGUGUUCAGUGUGAGGGGGAAAUAUUCAAAUAUAAAUUCAAUAGAUGCUGCAUAACUCACAUGGGAGGAAAACCAUGUAAGUGAAUUGAGUGUAGGAGGAGCUUAAGUCACAGUCAGAGCCUAACUGAGCAUAAAGGAAUCCACACGGCAUGAAUUAAUCUGCAUGAAUUAAAUGCAUGAAGUGUGCAAAGAACUUCAAUCAUAGCAUAAGCUGUAUUUCACAUCAGAGAAUCCAGAGAGGCGUGAAACUGUUUUAAUGUGUUGAGUAGGAAAAGACCUUUGGUGACAGCAGGAAACUUAUUUUGCCUCAAAAAACCCAUGCAGGGAAGAAGCCAUGCAAACUUAUGGAAUGUGUAAAGAGCUUCAGUCAUAGCUAGCUUUAUGACUAAUAACCAGUACAGGGGUCUAGCCAUUUAAAUGUGUGCAGUGUGGAAAGUGUUUCACUCAUAGCUAUAGCUUUACUGCAUAUCAAGGAACACACACAAGGAUGAAGGCAUAUAAAUGUAUGGAGUGUGGAAAGCGCUUUAGUCAGAGUAGUGCCCUUACUUUACAUCAAAGAAUUCAUACAGGGGUAAAACCGCAUAAAUGUGUAGAGUGUGGAAGGAGCUUCCGUUCUAGUGCACACCUUAAUAUACAUCAAAGAACCCACACAGGAGUGAAGCCAUAUGAAUGUGUGGAGUGUGGAAAGAGUUUCACUCGCAAGUAUGUCCUUACUAUACAUCAAACAAUCCACACAGGGAUGAAGGCAUAUAAAUGUAUGGAGUGUGGAAAGAGCUUUAGUCAGAGUAGUGCCCUUACUUUACAUCAAAGAAUUCAUACAGGGGUAAAACCGCAUAAAUGUGUAGAGUGUGGAAGGAGCUUCCGUUCUAGUGCACACCUUAAUAUACAUCAAAGAACCCACACAGGAGUGAAGCCAUAUGAAUGUGUACAUUGUGGAAAGAGCUUCAGUCAAAGUGGAACCCUUAGCGUACAUCAAAGAAUCCAUACAGGGGCGAAACCACAUAAAUGUGUUGAGUGUGGAAAGAGCUUCCGUUCGAGUAGCUGUCUUUCUUCACAUCAAAGAACCCACACAGGGGUGAAGCCAUAUGAAUGUGUGGAGUGUGGAAAGGGUUUCUCUCAAAGAGAUAGUCUUACUACACAUCAAAGAACCCACACAGGGGUGAAACCAUUUAAAUGUGUGGAGUGUGGAAAGACCUUCAGUAACAGAACAAACUUUCAUACACAUAAAAAACUCCACACAGGAGUGAAGCCAUAUGAAUGUGUGGAGUGUGGAACAAGCUUCACCCGUAGACAUCACCUUACUUCACAUCAAAGAACGCACACAGGGGUGAAACCAUUUAAAUGUGUGGAGUGUGGCAACAGUUUCAGUCAGAGAUACAGCCUUACUGUACAUCAAAGAAUCCACACAGGGGUGAAGCCAUAUGAAUGUGUGGAGUGUGGAAAGAACUUUAGUGACAGGAGUAGCCUUACUUCACAUCAAAGAACCCAUACAGGGGAGAAACCAUUUAAAUGUGUGGAAUGUGGAAAGUGUUUCAGUCAGAAGGGAAACCUUACUUUACAUCAAAAAACCCACACAGGGUUGAAACCAUUUAAAUGUGUCCAGUGUGGAAAAACCUUCGGUCAAACAAGUCAUCUUGCUUCACAUCAAAAAACCCACACAGGGUUGAAGCCAUAUGAAUGUGUAGAGUGUGGAAAGAACUUUAGUGACAGGAGUAGCCUUACUAAACAUCAAAGAACCCACACAGGGGUGAAACCAUUUAAAUGUGUCGAGUGUGGAAAAACCUUCAGUCAAACAGGGGAUCUUGCUAGACAUCAAAAAACCCACACAGGGGUGAGACCAUAUGAAUGUUUGGAGUGUGGAAAGAGUUUUGCUCGUAGACAUCACCUUACUGAACAUGAAAUAACCCACACAGGGAUGAAGGCAUAUAAAUGUAUUGAGUGUGGAAAGAGCUUUAGUCAUAGUAGUGGCCUUACUUCACAUCAAAGCAUCCAUACAGGGGUGAAACCACAUAAAUGUGUGGAAUGUGGAAAGAGUUUCCGUACUAGUGGACAACUUAAUAUACAUCAAAGAACCCACACAGGAAUAAAGCCAUAUGAAUGUGUUGAGUGUGGAAAGACCUUCAGUCAAAGAGCAAACCUUGCUAGACAUCAAAAAUCCCACGCGGGGUGAAAUCAUAUGAAUGUGUGGUGUGUGGAAAGAGUUUCAGUCAUAGCAAUUGCCUUACUACACAUCAAAGAACCUACAUGGGGAUGAAGGCAUAGAAAUUAAUGGAGUGCAGAAAGAGCUUUAGUCAGAGUAGUAGCUUUACCUUACUUCAAAGAAUCCAUACUGGCGAGAAACCAUAUAAAUGCAUGGUUUGUGGGCAGAGCUUCAGGAAUAGUGGAAAGCUUACGUGAUAUCAAAGAACCCACACGCAGGAGAAACUGCUUAAAUGAAUGUGUGGCACAGCCAUUUUCAUACAUUGCGUAUGUUGUAACAUUAAUUAUCCUAACACAUACCUCUGAAUUAAAGAGAUAAAAAGCCCUUACUUCUAUGACAAAUAACAGGUGGCAGAAAUGACCUAACUAGGCCAAGUGAAGUCCAGCUCUGAUUUCAAAGAGGUGUGACCAAAAGCAGGAAGGAAUCUCUCUGCAUCAAGGUUUGCACGGAGACACAGACUCCCCUUCCAGAUUUGUAUUGCAUUCCUUGAGAGCGCAGAGGCACUUUGGAGCUCAGAUCUCCACCUUGUGUCCCAAACCGUAAACAAUGGGAUUUUCUGCCAGGCUUAAGGGAAAUCUGCCCUUGGGGAGCUGCCAAAAUAAUUAUUUUGUGGGUUGUUGCAAUUUAUAACCUGUGUCCAUAUCUUUACCAUAAUCAGGAAGGCACAAUGGGUUGGGAAUAUGAGGUGGGAGAGUAGCUCAGGGUGUUUUUGUGGUGGCCCAAUCUCUGGCCUGGUCCUGAAACUCCAGCUAGACAUCUCUUGACGACCUUUUUAUGUAGACAGGCCUAGGUAACUAUAUAAUUUUUAGAAUAGCUACUCAUUUUUAUUAUCAUUUUGUAAUGUUUUUAUAUUUUGUAGUGUAUUAUAUUUUGUUAUAUAUAUUGGUGUACUCCAUGUUAUACUGUAUGAAUGAAUGAUGUAUUGUAUGAACGGUCCCGCUUGCAGAAGAACAUUCAGGAGCUUACUCUAAGGUUCCCAAUCAUUUCUUUUCAUCUGUGAGUUUACAUAGGUGUCCUUAGGGGAGAACAGCCUCAUUGGCCAAAUGAUGACUCUUGUUGGGCCGAAUGUGGCCCACGUGCUGUUGUUUUACUAUGCCUCCUGUACUAGGAUAGCUGGGAAUGUAGUAUGCAUCAACCAGAGGGCUGAUAGAAUUUAGGGAGAAUUUAGCAAUGGAAGCUGUAAUUAAUUGUAAUUGUGUAACCAGGGGUCAUCAACAUUUUUGGCCCAAUGGGCACGUUUAAUUCUGAGAAAGUGCUGGGGUGCCAAUCACAAAAAUGGCUGCUGUUGAGGGAUGGCAUUGCAUAAAAUGGCUGUCAUUUCUCAGAGGGCUGGGGAUCAAGGAAAGGUAGGCCAUAAAAAUCUGUAGGCAUAUCCCACCAUCAGUGGGAAGACGGCACCUCUCCUGUACUUAGAAUGGGUGGGAGGGUGCAUGUCCAAUCCUGGCAUCCAGUGAAAUGUGGACAUGCCUGAGGAGUCUUGCUCAGUGUAGGAAAAGGUGAGCCAGUACAAACAGGGAGCUGGAAGAGCAGACAGUCUCGCAUAUAUUGUGGAUCUUUGAGGGGCUAUAUAUUCAGAUCUUUCACAGGUGCCAUAUGAGGUGCUGUUGGGCGCACUGGCACCACGGGCACCACAUUGGCAACCCCUGUAAUAGGCAUUUUACCUGAUGUUUUAACACUGUGUUUCCCACAUUAUUUUGCCAUGUAAGUCUACUAUUGCCUGCAUACUCUGUUUCCAUAUAUUUUACCUUCCCCAAGAUUCAUCUAUAUAUCAUGUGCUUUUGAUUUUGCUUUUUCUUUGCAGAUGAGGUUUUAAUCUUUAAUAAAAUGAAAUUCAUGAUCUUCGACUGAAAUAGUU